AUGCUCAGCGGAUUAUAUACUUCUAAAAACUUGUUGUGCACUCAAUGUGAAUCGGUCGGGUUUCGCAGAAUAACUUUUUUUAUAGAUCGUCCAGAUAAUCUGACGAAGAUUACGUCCACUCUUAUAGAUAGUUCUAAUUCGUAUGAAGUAAUGUUGUCAAACGGAAACAUUGUUGAGCAGGGAACUAAUAAAGAAGGCAAGAAGUUUGUUACGUACGACGAUCCUAACCCCAAACCGUGUUACUUGUUUGCGAUCAUUGCUGGUCCUCUUAAAUCUUUAAGUUUAGAGUAUGAAUAUACAGAGGGCGUUGCUAAAGGCAAAAAAAUUGACAUCAAGAUCUACUCUGAAGAAAAAUAUAUGAAACAGCUCGAGUGGGGACUACAAUGCGCCAAAAAAGCGUUUGAUUGGGAUUACAAAUACAUGCACAGAAUCUAUGAUUUAGACCGUUUUGGUAUCGUAUGCAUUGAGGAUUUCAACGCUGGCGCUAUGGAGAACAAAGGACUUACAACAUACAACGUUUCAUGUAUUUUAGCUCAUAAAGAUUCUUCUACUGACGGAAGAUUUAAGCACGUAAACUCCGUUAUAGGACAUGAGUAUUUCCAUAAUUGGAGUGGUAAUCGAGUUACUUUACGUGACUGGUUUGAAAUAACUUUAAAAGAAGGUUUCACCAAUUUACGAGAACAGCUUUUCAGCGAACAUUGCUAUAGCGAAACCGUAGAACGUAUAUCAGAGGUUAACUUCCUUAAGUCUUAUCAGUUCCCUGAAGACUCUUCUCCACUAGCUCAUUCAAUACGCCCAGAGACUAUUGAGUCAGUAGACAACCUGUAUACGGUCACUGUUUACGAGAAAGGUGCUGAAGUCAUUAGAAUGAUGAAAACCAUAUUGGGUGACGAGCUCUUUGUAAAAGGUACCGAUCAUUAUUUUUCUAAAUUCGAUGGGAAAGCUGUAACUAGUGAAGACUUCAGGGAAGCUUUGAGCGAAGCUUCCGGUAUAGACCUAUCUCAGUUCCAUGUAUGGUACGAACAAAAAGGUACUCCAAGCUUAGAAGUAGUUAAAAAUUACUACUGCAAAGAAAAAAACGCCUACAUCAUUGUUGUCAAGCAGAUCGUACCUGAACAAGAUAAUGAGAAAAAGAUGCCCUAUCCAAUUCCCAUUAAAUUUAAUCUUGUAGGAAUCGAGUCUAAAAAAGAUCUAGUACCAAAAAGCGAAGAAAUAUUACUUCUGAAAGACUUUGAACAAGAAUUUGUUAUUAAAGGAAUAAAUGAAAACGGUGUGCUUUCGUUUUUGAGAGAUUUUAGCGCCCCGGUAUCCGUUAAAGAUUUUCUGUCGAAAGAAGAAAUUCUUCACCUUUUCAAGUAUGAUUCAAACUUAUACCAAAAGUGGGAAGCUGUUCAACGUGUAUUCCGUGAUGAAAUUAUCAGAGCUUACAAAUCCAAAGCUAAACAAGUCACAUUAGAAGAAGACACUAAAAAAUGUCUUGAAUGUCUGGUCGACACAGUAGAUGAUUACGAAUAUCUUGCUAUGGCUCUAUCGCUUCCAACUGUGAGUGUCUUGCUUCAAUACCUGUAUGAUGUUGACCCGAUAGAACUUGACAAAACCUGCAAAGCUGUGUAUAGAGCUUUUAAAAAAGUUUUACAUUCGCGAAUGGAAUCAUUAUUUACAAAACUUUAUGCAACUUGUAACUCUGCCGAAUGGAACGCUGAUAGGGAAUCUGUCGCCAAUCGUGCCAUUAUGAAUAAAGCUCUCAACAUCAUCGCUUCGAUUGAUGAAAUCGAUGCCGAUGAAAACCCAAACAAGAUCAAACGGCUUAUUGAGUACUUUGACAACGCCAAUUGUUAUAAUAACAAACGUGUUCUUACUGAAAUGCUCGAACAAACUUUAUCCCCGGGUGUUCGAGAAAUAGCAGCUUCGUGUCAAAUCAAAUUGUGA
Molecule: messenger RNA, 1929 nt
Organism: Dermatophagoides pteronyssinus (European house dust mite)
Lineage: Eukaryota; Metazoa; Arthropoda; Arachnida; Sarcoptiformes; Pyroglyphidae
Product: M1 family aminopeptidase-like
Source: RefSeq, a predicted model, not a curated record